AUGGGCACACCCGACAGCCGGCUGGAUCCGACAGACCGCCAGCGCUCGCUCUUUCGGAAGCUGCAAAUCCGCAAAUGGUCGAGUGACACGAUCGAGAUGGUCCCGGGCCUCAUCGGCGCAUACCAGGCAUAUGCCGGCCUUCUCUGCGCCGCACGCAAGGGCGACCCGAUCGAGACGACGGCGACGGCAAGAGGAGACGGAGAAGCAUCGCUGGAGAGUGCUGCGCGCCAGGUGGUGCAGGAGCUCUUUGCCUGUCGCUGCAUCCUGACAAAGCAGACCCGCCAGAUCAGGAGUACCCGGGAGAGCAUUGAAGACGGUGGGGUCUCGACCUUGUCAGGGAAUGAGAUUCAGGCCGUGCUCCACUCGACGUUUGCCCGCGGGUUUCUGUGCUGCCCGGGCAUAGCAGAAGCGAUCGGUCCUCUGCAUGCACUCCUGCUCGAGCCUGCAGCCCAGUCUUGCGAGAAGACUAGUCCGAACCGAUCUGAGGGUGAGAUGAAGCAAGAACGCCCAGACGACAGAGCCCCGACGACAGAACGGGGUCCGGACCCCCCAGCGUGGACGUGGUCUCGCUGUCAGGAGCAGAGACUGAGGAGCGUGGCCAAGCCGCCGCCGUCGCGACGUUUCACGGUCCUGGACACGGCCAGACGGCCGUCACGCAAGCAGAAGCAGAAGCUGCCUGCUUCGGCUGCUGCUGCUGCCCCCGUGGACCCGAUGGCCGAGCUGCAGAGGUGGCGAUGGUGGGCGUCGUCGCAGCGGCUGUGUGCCGAGCGGAUGCGGCCACACAGCGAGCGUCUGCGCCGGCAGCUGGUAGAGCGCAUGGCCGAGCAGGAAGAGGCGCGCAAGCGACUCAUGGCUACACGAAAGAACGCGCUGCAGCAGCAUCUGCGGCAGCUGCUGCUGCAGACGAACCCGUUUGCCGACGCCAGGCCGCCGAUCCGCCUAGCUAAACCCGCUGCGAACACGACUGAGACCAGACAGAGCGGCUGGCCGGCCGACGAAAGGAUGCCUCCGUCGUGUCGUCUCUGCCGGUGUCGGCACCACCGAGGCGAGGCGCUUCGGCAACCCGUGGCACCGACCAGCACGACAGCGGCCGGCCCAGACGGUAGUCGUGGCCGUGUCCAUGUCCAGGACAGCUCGCCAGACGCGAACGAAGAGAUCCGGUCCGCCCGGCUGCGUCUCCUUCCCGAAACGAUGUCGCUGUCGUCCUGCUUCCGGAUCGCAAAGCGGCGGCUGCCGUCUCCGGCAGCACUGCAGACGACUCUGGCCGCGCUGCUCCGCGCCGCCAAGGGCCCGCUGUCUGCCUCGAUGACCACAACUACCGCCGUCUUUCGCCAACAGAUGCACGGACUGCUGCAGAACACGAGCAGCGGACGCUUCCACGACGGACUCACCCGAAGGCUUGCUGCUGCCAACAGGACUGGACACGGUUUGCCCCGGCUUUCAGCGUCGGAAAGCAGUCUGAAGUCGUGUCGAGAAGAGAAAUCGGUCCGACGACAGAAGAAGGAUCCUGGAUACAUCGUGAAUGAUCCGCGGCUGUUUUUUGGUCAUUAUUAUUGA
Messenger RNA from Grosmannia clavigera kw1407, 1557 nucleotides. RefSeq lists its product as uncharacterized. The transcript has a single exon. The coding region runs from base 1 to 1557 and encodes 518 amino acids. The record is from RefSeq and is a predicted model, not a curated record. Lineage: Eukaryota; Fungi; Ascomycota; Sordariomycetes; Ophiostomatales; Ophiostomataceae.